GCAAUCAGCAGUUUGUUUUCAGUGUGACUGAUUAUCUGUGGGUGGCUAUUGCCAUUACAUACAAAUAUAGCAUCCAUCCUGAACAGGACAAAUCCUUUUUAAUGUUUUGCAUGUGGCUGAAACAUAUAAUGUGCUAUAGUCCCUGAGAACUCAAUCUUUUGUCUUCAUUAAUAGGCAUCUAAUAUCAUGACACUGUUUCCAGGUACAAUCCCUCCACUCAUUAAGUCAGUUGUGCAAAGUGAGGAAGGGCUGGCAACCAACGAAGGGCUAAAGAUGCUGGUGACCAUUUCCUGUAUCUUGGUUGGGGUCUUGCUGCUUUUUGUGAUGCUGCUGAUUGUGCGGAGGAGGAGGAGGGAGCAGAGGCUGAAGAGGCUGCGAGAUGCAAAGAGUUUGGCUGAGAUGCUUAUGAGCAAGAAUACAAGGACAUCGGAUACACUUAACAAGCAGCAGCAAACACUGAGGAUGCACAUAGACAUUCCCAGAGCACAACUCCUGAUUGAGGAGAGGGACACGAUGGAGACCAUUGAUGACAGAUCAACAGUUCUGCUAACUGAUGCUGAUUUUGGAGAGACAUCUAAGCAGAAGUCACUGACCGUCACUCACACAGUACAUUACCAAUCUGUGUCACAAGCUACAGGACCGCUGGUGGAUGUUUCUGAUGCCCGACCAGGAACAAAUCCGACCACGAGGAGGAGUGCAAAAAAUGGCCCCACUGCUCGCAACCGCUAUGCUAGCCAGUGGACCCUCAACAGGCCUCACCCCACCAUAUCAGCCCACACUCUCACCACGGACUGGAGGCUGCCCACCCCAAGACCUACGGGAUCAGUGGAUAAGGAAAGCGACAGCUACAGUGUCAGCCCCUCACAGGACACAGAUCGAGCAAGAAGCAGCAUGGUCUCCACAGAAAGUGCCUCCUCAACAUACGAAGAGCUAGCAAGAGCAUACGAGCAUGCGAAAAUGGAAGAGCAGCUGAGACAUGCCAAGUUCACCAUUACCGAAUGCUUCAUAUCAGACACAUCGUCGGAACAGUUAACGGCAGGGACUAAUGACUACACAGACAGUCUGACCUCAAGCACGCCAUCAGAAUCGGGGAUUUGCAGGUUUACUGCAUCCCCUCCCAAACCUCAGGAUGGGGGGCGAGUGAUGAAUAUGGCAGUUCCAAAGGCCCAUCGUCCAGGUGAUCUCAUGCAUUUGCCACCGUAUCUUCGGAUGGACUUUUUACUCAACCGCGGCGUGCAGGGUGCGAGCAGAGACCUGGGCUUGGGGCAAGCCUGCCUGGAGCCGCAGAAAAGCCGAACCUUGAAACGCCCCACGGUCCUGGAGCCGAUACCGAUGGAGACAUCCUCCUCCACGAGGGAAGCACAGUCGUGGCAACCUGGUGCUGUGGCAACGUUACCUCAGCGAGAAGGAGCUGAGCUGGGACAGGCGGCAAAAAUGAGCAGCUCCCAAGAAUCCCUGCUGGACUCCCGGGGCCACUUGAAAGGCAACAACCCCUACGCAAAAUCGUACACCUUGGUAUAACGAAAAGAGCAUGGCUGGACAGUGGCUGUAAAUACUUACAAUGAAAAAAAAAUCCAAUGAAAGCUACCUUUUUUUUAUUGAAUUCCAAUAUUUAUAAUUAAA
Messenger RNA from Tinamus guttatus (white-throated tinamou), 1623 nucleotides. Lineage: Eukaryota; Metazoa; Chordata; Aves; Tinamiformes; Tinamidae. The record is from RefSeq and is a predicted model, not a curated record.